AUGUCAGAGACUCCCGUUUCAGCAGACUUCUCGUCUUCUCCGCCCAAGAGGACCAAAAUUGUCCUCCUGGGGGACCAGAGUGUUGGAAAGACCAGCCUUAUUACGAGGUUUAUGUAUGACACUUUCGACAACACGUACCAGGCGACAAUCGGCAUCGAUUUCCUAAGCAAGACGAUGUAUCUAGAGGAUCGGACAGUGAGGCUACAACUGUGGGACACUGCUGGUCAAGAACGGUUUCGCUCACUAAUUCCAUCAUAUAUUCGAGACUCGUCCGUGGCCAUCGUCGUUUUCGAUAUCACAAAUCGCCAGUCAUUCCUGUCAACAACAAAAUGGAUAGACGACGUUCGAUCAGAACGAGGGACCGACGUCAUCAUCGUGCUCGUGGGCAACAAGGCUGAUUUAUCUGACAAGCGGCAAGUAACUCUAGAAGAGGCGACAGCCAAGGCUACACAAAUGAACAUAAUGUUCAUGGAAACAUCGGCGAAGGCAGGCCAUAACGUAAAGAGUCUGUUCAAGAAGAUCGCAAUGUCUCUGCCAGGGAUGGAGAAGGAGACUCAGGGAGAUGCCAACACGAAAAUCGACGUCACAACACCGAACACCGAAGUACCAGAAGCUUCACAGUGCCAGUGUUAA
Messenger RNA from Cyclocybe aegerita, 633 nucleotides. Lineage: Eukaryota; Fungi; Basidiomycota; Agaricomycetes; Agaricales; Hemipholiotaceae. The record is from the annotation of a GenBank genome assembly.